Messenger RNA from Trichoplax adhaerens, 1515 nucleotides. RefSeq lists its product as uncharacterized. NCBI's taxonomy places the organism in Eukaryota, Metazoa, Placozoa, Uniplacotomia, Trichoplacea, Trichoplacidae. Bases 1 to 1515 code for a protein of 504 amino acids. The record is from RefSeq and is a predicted model, not a curated record. The transcript has 7 exons.
AUGACAACCUUUGUUGGUCCUACCGUCUUCCCAUUAGCUUUUCAAAUUAAUGCUACCUUCCAGCGUCGAGAACGAGUUUUAGAAUAUUUAGCAGAGAUGAAAGCAGCCCUGAUGGAAUUACUUUUCUGUCAUAAGAAUUGGACUAAACCAGCAGGCCUUCCAAAUUCUUUUGCUCGGACAACCGCCCUAAGAUUACAAGAACUUAUCGUUAGCAUCCAUCUAUACCUUUUGCAAGAAAAGGAAAAGGAAAGGCUCUCUUUAUUACGGACAAUCUAUCACUUGCUUAGCAGCCUUAGUGAGCGUAAUGAAAUUAUCCGAGAUACUCCACUCUGUGGUGCUGGCCCUUUAUGUACAAGAGUAAUCCAUUAUCACAACUUAAUAUGCCAUUCCUUUGAAAAGCUUCGCAUUAUCCGUGAAUAUCGAUCACCUCGCAGCAUUAUGUCAUUUACCAAAGUAUUUAUCUUCAUGAUGCCAAUUUUGCUAUCUCCAACCUAUGUUUACAUUGGCAUUAAAGCUGGCUCUGACUGGGCGGCUUAUUAUGUUGCCACUUUAACUGCGUUUCUUUUCGGCUGCCUACAAGCGGUAUCUGAUGCUUUGGACGAUCCUUUCGACGGUAUUGGCCAGGAUGAUGUUAAUUUUAAACAGUUUGAAAAUUGGCCUGAAGUUUCAUUAUUGGAAUUUACUCGCAUUGGCGGCCAAGAAAAACGUGCCACUGACCAUGCUAAAGAAGACGAAACCAGGAAGCAUUUAGUUGAUCAAGAUAUAACAUAUGUUACCGAUCCAAUCGAACGAGGCGAUGCCAUCCAAACGGAUGAAAAAUGGCAUAGUAUUGGUAGAGGGAAUCUCAUGAGCUGUAGUGAUGCAAUAGGGCCAGAAGACGUUGUAGAUGAUGUUAUUCUCGAUGAUAAUAUCGACGUUGGAGAUAAAGAAUCAUUAGAAAAUCAACCUAUGGUCCAUGAUGGAAUGUAUAGUUGGACAUCACGUCAUAAUUUGGAUGAUAUUUACGACUACAUACAUGACGGUGACGAAAAUCCGCAUGGUAGUAUACCAAACAUGGAAGUGCUAAAUAUACCGAACGAUAAUGAAUCUUAUACGCAGACUAAAAGUCCAAAGAAGCAAUUACCAACUAAAGCAAAUAUCUUUGAUUCGUCCGGUAAACGACGUACGAUGACCAUGGACUUAGCUCAAAGGCCUACAAUUAGGAAAGCUAAUUCCUCUGGAGGCAUGCCUGCUCAUUGGAAUAGUCUAGGGCGCACUGUAGCAUCACCAAAUAAGCAAAGCAACGUUGAAUUAGGUAUUACAAACCUAAAUCCUCCAGAAGUGCGACGCCAAUUAUCUUAUUCUCCAACAGAUUUUUCUCGAUUUAUAUCUGUAGAUAGGACAGUUAAUACGAGUAAAUCACAAGUGAAUGGCAGAUGUGCUAGUCCCUUGCUAACCCGACCAGCUAAUUUAGAACCGAAAAGGUUAUUAUCCACUAGCCAAGUUCUACUACAAACAGAUGAAACUAUAAUCUGA